This is a messenger RNA of Triplophysa dalaica, 2915 nucleotides long. RefSeq names its product cytosolic 5'-nucleotidase 1B. NCBI's taxonomy places the organism in Eukaryota, Metazoa, Chordata, Actinopteri, Cypriniformes, Nemacheilidae. The coding region runs from base 1572 to 2390 and encodes 272 amino acids. The transcript has 6 exons. Gene Ontology annotation, biological process: nucleotide metabolic process; adenosine metabolic process. The record is from RefSeq and is a predicted model, not a curated record. Gene Ontology annotation, molecular function: magnesium ion binding; nucleotide binding; 5'-nucleotidase activity. Gene Ontology annotation, cellular component: cytoplasm; cytosol.
GUACAGUAGUUUAUAAUGUAUUUAUUAUUUUGGCACUUUAAGUACACAGCUAUGUUUCUAUUUACAGUGGAUAUUUACUUUUUUCUUGAAAUAAACUUUAAUAUAUAAAUUCCUGAUCUGUGUUUCCACACAUGUUUUAUUUACUUGGACUUAAGAAACUCCACCGCAAAGUCGACUUGUUGCUUAACUCGGAAAUGUUUGUUUAUAACACAGUAUGUAAAACUAUGCAAUAAAGAUAUUUAACAAACUAUUUAAAACAAAACAGUAACCACAACUACAAGCCAAAUACUUCAUUAUAUACUAGAAUAUCAUUAUUAAAAGACUGAUAGGCCAAAUAUACUUAGUGUCAAGAAUACUUUAGUGUCAUUUUAAGUAUACAGAGUAAAAUGUAAAAAAAAAACUGAAGAAUAGUUAGGCUAAAAUUUUUACUAUUCACAAUUUCUUUAAUUUAUAUUUUAUUGUAUAAUAAUUGUAUUAAAUAAACAAUUUGUUUAAUUUUAUUGUGUUCAUUUUAUUUAAUAAACAAUUUGUUGAAUGGGUCUGUAACUUUGUUGCAUUAAAGUUUAGCCAAGUAAUGGUUCUUCUACUGGUAACCAAAAAAUAAUACUGACUAGACAUACUUUUAACUUGCUAGCUAAUGUGAUUAACUUGUUAUUUCUAUUGUUUGUUAUCAAAAAUAAUUUACAGGGAGUCUAUUCUUUGUCGAUGUGUCCCAAAAGUUGAGUUUGGGUCACAAAAAGCGGGCAUGCGCAGGAACGCUUGUUGCUUUGAAACUAUCUAAAGUACUUUGUUAGUUUUAGUUUAAAAUAAGUAUGUAAUAGCACACUUUAAUUAACCUACUUUUUGUAAGAGAGAGGAUGUAAGUUAAACUAAUAAAGGUCUCAAGCAUUGGAAAUGAUCCAUGGUUUCAUUAUAUAGUAAAGUAUCCAUAGGUAUGUCUCGUUUCAGACGGCUGCGUCCUCCGGAGGUCGCAUCUCUCAUCCGCAUACGUCAUCGAGGCUGUCUCGUUUCGUGACAAAUGCGGGUAUAACAAUCCGAAUGCACCCUUAAAAUAACACCUUUUUUUACAGGAAUUCGGAGGACCCAUGAGGUGUAUCCUACAAUUCUAGAGAUAAUCCACAAAACUGAUCCAGCAAUCAGAUGACGACUUCGAACGUCCUGAAGUGUUUCCAGAAAAGUGUCGUUUAGCCAACGGUCCGUGGGUGUGACGUCUUAUUCUGAGACUAGAUGUUGAACAACUUGAAUAGUAAUUUUCAUUUUUGGGUGUACUAUCCGUUUAAGGCAUCCAAGAGCGCGUGCAUGUUUUGCCACUCCACCGCGCAGGGUUGCAGCACGUGACAUGAAACUCAUUGUUUACGGACACUGCUUUUGCACCAUAUGAACAUAUUGUAAGCAGAUAUGAAAUUUAAAGAUUGAUGAAUUGAUUAUAAAACUUUACACUCCCUCACAUAAAUGGCCUCUUGGGAGUUCCCAUGUCAUGCUUAACCACGCGCAGGAUUGUUUUGGUUCCGGUCGCGAUACUGUUUCACACUUCCGCGUCUGUUAACGUUUAGGACCAAAAUUGCCAGAGUAUGGAAGAUACAAAGAAUCUCACACGUCCUCUCAUAAUCGCUCUGCAACAUCAUGACAUAUUUGACCUGAAGUCACCAAACGCAGAUACAGAAGUGCUACCCGAAGGCAUUGCAUUCAGCUUUAUUAAGGCUGUACAUACAGUGAAUCAGAGACUCGUGAGUCACAUCAGCAGCGAGUCGUUGGGUUUUGAAGUGAUUCUCAUUGCAAAUGAGUGUUCAGAAGAAACCAAAGUCAAGAUAGUUGAGAGUGUCAAGCAUUAUGGUAUGGAUAUCUGCAAGUUUUACUUCUGCAAAAAGGAUGAAGUCAUAAAAACUCUUCAGUCAAACAAUGUUAAGCUGUUUCUCUCUUCAGAUAGUGAUGAUAUCUAUAAAGCCCUACAUGCAGACGUUCCAGCUGCUGUGCUUUAUGAUCAGAAUGGUGUUUUGGAUCAGCUAAAAGUUACUUUCUCAGGAGAUAUAAUUGGCCUCUCUGAAGAUUCCCUUGAGAGUCUUGCAGAUUUUGGAUUUAGUGAAUCCCAGAUAAAGACCUUCAAAUCAGCUAAGAUCUGCAUGAAAGAGUUUGCCGUUCUCAUCGGUGAGAUGAGGAAGAGGUUUGGACAUGAGAACAGUCCUCUCUGCACGUGUCUCAUAACAGCGUGGGGCUCUAGAAAUGUCUGUCUCUCUGCUCUGAAAAUUCUUGGAGAAUGGGGUCUGGAUGUGGACGAGGCGUUUUGUAUGGCUGGAGCUCCCUGCAGCCCUAUACUCACCGUAGUAAAACCACACAUACUGUGGGACGGUGGGCUUCACAAUCUAAGAGACUUGCCCAAUUUUGAACUAUAAGUGCCAUUUGGACACUUUUGUUUGCAAUUCAUACGGGGUUGAAAGAAGACAAGUCAUACAUGGUUAUUUUGGUUUAAUGGUGGUUCACAGCACUAUGGUAACAUAUACAGCUGUGCAUAUAACUUCUAUGAAUGAUUUUUUUUACUGGGGUGGGGGGUUAUAUACUGGUGUCUUGACAAAGAAUAAUGGUACGGAGUUAACAUUACUAAUUAUACCAUUAGCAAUGUUAAAAACAAUUAAAACAUGUUUGAAUACCUGUAAAAGCUACUGAAAUAAAAUGCAACUGUAAGUACAAAUCAGUGACAUAUGAGCAAUAGCACACAAUAUGAUAACAGAUUUAUAUAUAUAUACACUGGAGUUAAAAUGCACAAUUAUUAAACAAUCCUAACAUGGCUUCAGUUGAACUUUUGUAAGGCACUGCUUAUGUUAUGUGAGCUAAAGACUUUUCAAGUCAUUCUUUGGCUAAAACACAAUAUGUACAAAUGUAUAGCAACAAGAUUAAAAUAAAGAAUACAAUUCAAGCAA